Molecule: messenger RNA, 620 nt
Organism: Zonotrichia albicollis (white-throated sparrow)
Lineage: Eukaryota; Metazoa; Chordata; Aves; Passeriformes; Passerellidae
Source: RefSeq, a predicted model, not a curated record
GUUGCCUUCCUCUUUAUUUUUUUUCUCCUAAACAGGACAGUGUUAGCUAUCACAAUAUCCUCGUUAUGCAGAUCAUCCCACCAAGGUUGUUGCUGACAGCCAAGGCCUUCCUCUCCAAGCUGUUUAAAUGAGAAUGUCCCUGGCGCAAAGAGUGCUGCUGACAUGGCUUUUUACCUUACUCUUCCUGAUCAUGCUGGUGCUGAAGUUGGAUGAGAAAGCACCAUGGAACUGGUUCCUCAUUUUCAUUCCAGUGUGGAUCUUUGACACGAUCCUUCUCGUGAUGUUAAUUGUAAAAAUGGCCGGGCGCUGCAAGUCCGGCUUCGACCCCCGCAACGGCUCGCAGAACAUGAAGAAGAAGGUCUGGUACCUCGUGGCCAUGCUGCUGAAACUGGCCUUCUGCCUGGCCCUGUGUGCCAAGCUGCAGCGCUUCACCACCAUGAAACUGGCCUACGUGUUCAUCCCCCUGUGGGCCCUGCUGCUGGGGGCCAUGGUGGAACUGGGGUACAACAUCUUCUAUGUACGGAGAGACUAGGCCAGGCCAGGAGCUUCCAGGGCAAGGCUGGCACCAAAUUACUGGGUUAUUGCCAUUUUGCCACAAAUUUGAUCUUCAGACUAGAAAG